Messenger RNA from Dermacentor andersoni, 1300 nucleotides. RefSeq names its product membrane metallo-endopeptidase-like 1. Gene Ontology annotation, molecular function: metalloendopeptidase activity. Gene Ontology annotation, biological process: protein processing. Lineage: Eukaryota; Metazoa; Arthropoda; Arachnida; Ixodida; Ixodidae. Gene Ontology annotation, cellular component: plasma membrane. The record is from RefSeq and is a predicted model, not a curated record.
AUGCCCUUCGCCGUGGAGCACCUGUACCUGCACGCAGCGAUAAUCAAGAAGGAUGUGGAAGAGAUGGAAAGCAUAGUCCAGGCAGUCACCCAGGCAACCAAGGACUUCGUGUCAGCGCUCCCCAGGGAAGGCAGGCCGAGCGAGGCGAGGUUGAUCGACAAGAUCGGCAAGCUGCGCGUGUUCCCGUACUCGUUCGCCUCGUUGCACGAGCCCCACCAGCUGAACCGUCUGUACGCACACGUGCCGGACCAAAGGGACGUCGACUUCGUGUACAACUUCCUGCGCCUCUCCCGGAUAACGGCCCAAUACAUGGUGCGCCUGCUGCUCAACUCGUCCGCGGAUGUCACCGAGCCGUUCGUGCCUCCAUUCGAGGCGGGCGUGCCGUACAUGGCCAGCGUCUUCAACAUGGUGCACUUGAGCCCGGCCGUCGUGCUGCCGCCGGCGUUCACCUCCGGCCAGUCACUGUCGCUCAACUACGCCGGUCUGGGAUACAACGUUGCCGAGCAGGUUGGCCAGCUGUUCCUGCGCAGUCCCAGCAUCCUCAAUGAGACCGGCGGCUACGAGCGAGUUUGGUCCGAUCGCUUCUUCAACUCGCUGCGAAGGAAGUACCAGUGCCUGAGAAACAUGUUUCGGGAAGGUGAAUGGAACGCCACUGAAAUACCCAGAGACGUCUUGCGGGCAUCUGUAACAGCUGAGAUUGCCUUCAAGGCUUUCAUGGAGGUGCGGCGCUCUCCGGCACACGCGGCUCGCUUCCGGCAGGAGAGGGACCACUUCGGCAUGGCGCCCGAGCAGCUCUUCUUCGUGGGCAUCUGCAUGAACUGGCGUCAACGAAGGCACGAGCCGCGUGGCCUCGCCGAGCUCGUGUGUCGCUUCUCCAUGCGCUCGCUGCACGGCUUCAACGAAGUCUUCAGCUGCCCCAAGACGACGGCGCUCGCUGCCCUCGAGAAAUGCCCGAUCUGAGUUUAUCCUUCGGCGUUUCCCUGCCAGGCAGAAAGAAAGAAUUCAAACGGCGGCAUUUGAAAGAAAAGAAAAUGGCAAGGUCGUCCCCCCAGUGAAGUUGCGCUCUUGUUGCGGUCUAAAGCUGCGUGUGCGCUUUCUGUCGCGAUAAUGUUGUGCAGCGCAGUCUUGAAGCAAAAGUCAGUUUUUAGCUACGAUCGAAUCCGCUAAAUUGAGCGCAUCUCAUCAACGAUAAUGCGACUGGCCGACGCCAGCUAAGCGACCGAGGUCCUCGGUGCUCGCUUCCGUGGCGUCAUACUAGGGCACCGACAACCCUCACGUGUGAGGGCGUUUUUGUUGAGGG